This is a messenger RNA of Nylanderia fulva, 2399 nucleotides long. RefSeq names its product SAGA associated factor 11kDa (gene Sgf11). Lineage: Eukaryota; Metazoa; Arthropoda; Insecta; Hymenoptera; Formicidae. Gene Ontology annotation, cellular component: DUBm complex; SAGA complex. Gene Ontology annotation, biological process: regulation of transcription by RNA polymerase II; positive regulation of DNA-templated transcription. Gene Ontology annotation, molecular function: transcription coactivator activity. The record is from RefSeq and is a predicted model, not a curated record.
UCCUACACUUUUCUCUUCUUUCUUCCUCCUUUCCUCGGAGCAAAAAUAAUACGUCAGUCUUUCAAGCGCGGGAAACACAUUUCGCAAUAAUGAUUAACAAUAAUCAUAGGACGCACAAUUAGCGUAAUUAACAACAUUGAACAUAACUGAUCGAGCUUUCUUGAAAAUGAGACGGGUUCUCUCUUCCUCUCUCUCUCUCUCUCUCUCUCUCUCGAAGGGAACAAAAGUGCACUCGCUGCACUUUGGUGCAGCCGAAGGGACCGACUUGACGCACGUGAAUACGCGUGCAGUUAGCUGUCAUUGAUCGAGCUGUCAUUUUCUCCGGCGAUUUACAGAAUUGCGGGCGCGAGAGAGGGAACGAAGGAAGAGGAGGCUCCUUCGAGGAAGACGUCCUUCGUACAAUUCGAGCCCUUCGAGCCCUUCGAUGUCGUCGACGCGAGGAGGAAAACGUCGGGACGUGACGCGCAUGUCAUCGCGCAGCUGUCACUCGUAAACAAGCCGUAACGGAGAGCGGUGUCAGGUUAUACAACUCUGUAUAUACAAGGUGUCCUGAAAAUAUCUUGCUAAUGUUCAAGAAUUGCAAGCGGUUUUCAACUUCAAUGAAUUUAAUUUUUAAAGCUAAAAAUAUAGUCGAGUGCUCCGAAGAUGUGUCUUCUUUCUUUGUGUUUUAUUUUCGUGAUGCCCAGGAACUGUCAGAAACUUGGAACACUGGAGUGCUGGUACGCUGCUUGGUCAAUGUCCUAUGGCUUUAAGCUUAGGUGUUAACCCAUCUAAAAUCUAAUAAAUCUCAUAGAGACAAGUGACUGGCUCGUUUGUAAAACCAGAAUGUCCGUAACCGAGGAAAGAAUUCAAGAAUUAAAUAAGCGUUUCCUAGAAUUAAUGAGCAAAUCAGAGAAUGUCGAGGCAGCCACAAAGGAGAUUUAUGAAGAUUUAUUGGAUGAAGUUGUGAUGGGUUUUGCUUUUGACAUGCAUCGUACCACCAAGACUGGCAGUUCCGACAUCGAGGAGGGCAUUCCCGAGGACGAGAACUAUGCCAUUGUUGAUUCGCCCGGACUAGAUGUAUUCGGUCAACACCCGGUGAAGAAAUCUCAGGAAUGUAACUGUCCGAAUUGCGAACGGAGUGUAGCCGCAUGCAUCUUCGCGAAUCACCUGGCAAAAUGUAUAGGAAUGGGCAGAAACAGUUCACGUAUCGCAUCGCUUCGUAUCGCCAACAAUUCCAAGGAUUUAAACAAUUACGGGGGCGUGUUGAGCGAUAACGAUGACGAUGUGGACUGGAGUUUGACCAACGACAACAACAAACGGAAACGUCCGCGCAAGGAUCGCAACGGCGUGAGCAAACGUUCGGCCAAGCAGCAGAAGCAACAGGGAAGCAGCGGCGCCAGCGGUAGCGGUUCCUCGCAGAGGAACGGCGAUACCACCGCCAUCGUCAGCGGCGGUAGCAGCGUUCACAGCAGCAAUGAGAGCUCGCCGUCGAACUACGAGAACAUGUCCCUCGUGGACAAGCGAGCGCUGCUCUCGCAGAUUUGCGGCGUUGUGUCUGAACACACGAAGAAGUUGUGCACCAGGUCGGUGCGAUGCCCGCAGCACACUGACGAUCAGCGUAAAGAGGUGCGCGCUAACUUGGACAGCUCCGCCAGCAGCAGCAGCAACCAGGACAAUCUCCACGUCGAUGUGGACACGUAUGAAGAAAGUGACAGCCAGAAUUUGCGGGACACGUUAGCAAGAUGGGACCGAGAGGGCUCGAGUCACUCCAGCCCGGCUGAUUCAGCUUCGACCACCUCGACCUCGUCGAUCAGUCGGAAGCGAGAAACCAAAUCCAAGGGAAAGGGAAAGGCAUCGUCGAAACGUGACCGCGGUUCACCGAUUUCCCAAGGAGACUGAGGCGAGGAGAAACGGUAUAAGAUUCUUCCUCGGUCUAGAAUUAUUUCUCGGCGGCAGAGAAAUAUUGUAUGAUAAUGUUCCUAUACAUGCUGUAUAUAGCUUGAAGGAGAUCUGGUCCUUCCAGAGAUAGUCACAAAGUCAGUUUGCGUAAUACUUAAUCCUAUCUCCCAAGUGUUCUUUUAUAAUGAUUAUUUUUAAGGAAAAAAAACUAAAUAGCUGUAAGAGUUUCAACGAAAGACGCGCGAAAUAUUAGUUUGAUCUGAACAUUUGUUAGAAUUGUGUGAAUGUAAUUUAACGUAUAAAGAAUUUCAUAUUUAAGUAAUAUACAUUUCUUAAAAUUUUCGUGUUUCUAUUAAUUACGUAUUUUAAGAAAGAAAACAAUGCAGACGAGAUAAAUUAUUGAUUGAUCGAGAAAAAGAAACGUUUUACUAUAUUUUGUGCAAUAUAAUUGGGAUCUUGAUUUUGUUUAUGAUUGCAGAAAUUUUCAAAUUAAAAUCUGGAACACUAUUUCUUAUGAA